Taeniopygia guttata (zebra finch) is the source of this 386-nucleotide messenger RNA. It is a transcript of the gene SPINK4, whose product is annotated as serine peptidase inhibitor Kazal type 4. Gene Ontology annotation, molecular function: serine-type endopeptidase inhibitor activity; protein binding. NCBI's taxonomy places the organism in Eukaryota, Metazoa, Chordata, Aves, Passeriformes, Estrildidae. The record is from RefSeq and is a predicted model, not a curated record.
UUCUGCCUGAGCUGACCAUGCCUGGGAGAGAGCUGCUGCUGCUGGCGGCAAUGGUGACUCUGGUUGCUGCCAGAGGGGCAGAGCUGAAUGAAGGGGGUGGCGUGAGAAAGCCAGUGUGUGAAGACCUGGUUUACCUGCAGGCCUGCCCCCUCCUGUACUUGCCCAUCUGUGGGACCGAUGGGAAUACCUAUGCCAAUGAAUGCCAACUCUGUGUGGAAAAAAUGAAAACCAGGCAAGACAUCCAAAUUUUGAAAGAUGGGGAGUGUCAAGAUACCUGAGCUUUCUGAUAGCUUAUCUGAACCUAAAACCAGGUGAUUAAUUGAUCCUGUGUGCUCUGUGCCGAUUGCAUACUUAAGCUAGCUAUGGUGAAUAAUAAAAUUACAUGC